GGCGGUUUUUUAUUUAGUUUAUAUACAUGGGAAACCGCUAAACCGAACAAGAAUCGUGACAGCUUCAAGAACAGUUGGAAAAAACAUGCGGAGUUUGUGGCUCCGUUGCUUGUUUUCGAAGGCGGCGAAUUCCUCCACAGAAUCCAGCGGUGCAAGCGACCACAGUCCGGCCCUUCGCCACCACACAUUCUUCAUUCCUUCCCUUCUCCUCCACGCAGUCCCUAACCCUAUCUCCCGCAUUCUUCCUCCACAAUUUGUCUUCCUAUCUUCCAUAGGUUUUCAGCGGUCUGUGCCCUAGAAGGGAAUCGGGAGGAGAAAUGCGGACGGCGAGGGUGAUGGGAUGGGCUGCCGAGGCCGACGCGACGUUGGGAUUGGCGGGAAUGAUCGCUGGGAUUGGAUUACGGUGGUGGAACGAGAUUAAUGAAUCGGAUGAGUGGCAGCGAUGGUUGUACUACACACUUUGCGGUUGCUAUUGUUUUAACUCUCUGGUUGCGCUGGUACAAAUUAUUCGCAUACAGCUCAGAGUUCCAGAAUAUGGCUGGAAAACCCAAAAAAUUUUCCUCUUGAUGAAUUUUAUCAUCAAUGGAUUGCGUGCUGUUCUCUUUGGGUUUUACCAAAAUGCUUUUAUUCUCAAACCUAAAGUACUUGAGAUAGCACUUUUUGAUCUUCCCAGUCUACUGUUCUUUUCGACAUACACUCUACUUGCGCUUUUCUGGGCAGAAGUUUAUCAUAAGGCUCUAAGUCAACCCGCUGAUAAGCUUAGACCUGCUUAUUUAAUAAUUAACUGUAUCGUGUAUUUGAUACAGAUUUCUAUUUGGGUGUAUAUGCAAGCUAGUUCAAGGUCUAUUGCUAUGGAUAUGGCUAAGCUCUUCUUGUCAGUUCUCUCAUUCUUUGCUGCUUUGGGCUUCCUAAUGUAUGGUGGAAGGUUGUUCUUAAUGCUGUGGUACUUUCCUCUUGAUUCCAGAGGCCGAAGAAAAAAGCUGAAUGAGGUUGGCUAUAUUACUGGGAUAUGCAGUGCCUGUUUCCUGAUAAGAUGCAUUAUGGUUGCAAUUUCGGAAUGUGACAAGGAUGCUGACAUUGAUGUUCUCGAUCAUCCAAUCCUAAACUUCAUUUACUAUAUGCUGGUUGAGAUUCUUCCAUCUGCUCUGGUGCUUUUCAUCCUGCGGAAGCUACCCCGCAAACGAGUUUCACACUGCUUUCACACAAUUUACUAAAAGCUGGGUCUCCCUUUUGAUCUGUAAGAAUUCAAAACUGAAGUCUUCAUCAGAAACUCUGGCGUGUGCUUGCUGUUCAGUGAGGCCGUCGUGCACCAUUAGGAAGCUGACAUUUUUGUCGGCAACAAAUAGAGAUAUUGCAAUCUAUGGCCCAGUUAUCAACGUGUUUCUGUAAAUUGUGUUGAUAUGUCGUCAUUUGCUAUGUUUUGUUCUAUUUUAUUUAUUUUUUUUAAGGUUAUUGUUAUUUUAAA
Molecule: messenger RNA, 1465 nt
Organism: Phalaenopsis equestris
Lineage: Eukaryota; Viridiplantae; Streptophyta; Magnoliopsida; Asparagales; Orchidaceae
Product: tobamovirus multiplication protein 1-like
Exons: 12
Coding region: 318-1214 (298 amino acids)
Source: RefSeq, a predicted model, not a curated record